This is a messenger RNA of Penicillium vulpinum, 1473 nucleotides long. RefSeq lists its product as uncharacterized. Gene Ontology annotation, molecular function: aspartic-type endopeptidase activity. Lineage: Eukaryota; Fungi; Ascomycota; Eurotiomycetes; Eurotiales; Aspergillaceae. The record is from RefSeq and is a predicted model, not a curated record. The coding region runs from base 1 to 1473 and encodes 490 amino acids. The transcript has 3 exons. Gene Ontology annotation, biological process: proteolysis.
AUGCGUAGUGGGUCGUGGCUCGUGGCCCUACUGGGCGCUUCUUUUACAGAUGCUUUGUCUCUAGAAAAACGAGAGACACCUGCUGUGUUCAAUGUGCCAUUAAAACACAAGCAAGCCGCAAAAUAUGCUGCUAAUACUCAAUCAAAGAGGGAAAAUACAGUUCUUCUUUCAACUGGCAACGAUGCACCCCGCCGCAGAGCAUCAAUAGCAUUCCAGACGGUCGGCAAUGAAUGCUGGGUGCCUAGAACGACUUCGCGUGUUUGUGCUAUGAUUCUAGGCGAUGAACAAUGCAGCGGCUCUGGUGGCUAUAACAAAAGCCUUUCUACUAGCAUGAAUAAUCUACACUCCAAUUUCACUGUUAGCAAGUCGAUUAGACGAUCCCUGGACAUUACUGGAGAAUUUGUGAGCGAUACUCUUGUCAUUGGAGACACAACCGUGGAGUCUAUGAAAAUCGGGAUUUUGAACGUGGAUGCCACCCAGAACAUUAUCAGCUUGGGAUAUGGCGAAACAAACUGGUCUUUUAUCUCCCUUACUGAAGCAUUGGUUGAUGCUGGGACCAUUAAAUCCCCAGCCUUCAGCAUGUAUAUGGAAAAUCCUCUAUCUACGGAAGACUCGCAGGAUGAGAAACCAGGUACUCUUCUUUUUGGUGGUGUGAACAAAUCUAAAUACAAAGGCACACUCCACACACUUCCCAUCAUCAACAAUCCUACCGAUGGUAGGAAAACUUUCCGGAUCAGCAUGACCAGUUUUUCCAUCAAUGAGACUCCGAUUUUCCCCGAGGGAGUUUCGAUACAAGCUCUACUUAACUCCGCAUUUUCUUAUACCUAUUUUCCGGAAUCCAUCGCACAGAAGAUCUUCUCUCAAGUUGGCAUCGCUGAGAUCCAAACGGUUGGGCGAACCUCUGUCCCAUGCAAUAUAACUUCUAGUAACACAAAACUCACGUUCGAAUUCGGAGUAGCUAGUUUUAGGCUAGACAUCGGUCCGUUUAUAGAGACACAUAGCGUGUUCAAUGAUGAGGAUCCCUGCUAUUUGGGCAUUAUCGCGCAAGCUGAGACCAAAGGCACAAACAGUGUUGUGCUUGGGGCAAAUUUCCUUCAACAAAUCUAUACGGUCUAUGAUAUGGGCAAUGACGAAGUCUCUUUAGCGCAGAGGAACUGGGACUCUGACGAAGAUGAAAUCCUCGAAAUCACGACUGGCAAGGAUGCAGUUCCUGGGGCUACAGCAGAACAAGAUGUUUCAGGUGAUGCUAAUGACACGGAAGCUGAAGAUGAUAGUGAGGAGAAAAAAUCCAUCGGCUUCCGCAUUGGCGAAGGCGCAGGCUUAAGGCUCUCCCUCUGUAUCUUUGUGGUCUGCGCUCUCUUUUGUUUAUUGGACUCGAUGUACAAUAUGUUCUUUUACCUUCUUCGCCAUAAAGCCUUGAACACUUUAUUGGGCGCAUAUGAUGAUAAUAAUUUGUUGAUUUGGAUCCAUUGA